AUGCUCGCUUGGGACUCAUUAGAUACAAGAAAAGAUGCCAGGAGAUUGUUAAAAAGUUUGCAAGACCCUCAGUUCCUUGUAGCGCUAGUAUUGGCCGAGAAAGUGUCUGCUGUACUUCGCCCAGUGUCCCGUUCUUUGCAACAAAUUGGUAGCGAUCUUGUGAAAGCAAUGUCGACGAUUUCUGCGACACAGUCAAAGCUUUACACGUGGCGUAAAGGUGAAGAAAAUGAGUUUGCUUCGAUGUUUGAAGAGGCAAUGCUUCUUGGCGAAAAUAUUGGAGUGACCAGAGAAGAGAUGGACGCAAUUCCUCGAGCAGUCAGUCAAUCCAGGUUCAGAUCAAAUGCAGGUGAAGCCAAUCAAAAAGCCAUUGAUUAUUAUCGUAUCAAUGUGUUUUUACCUCUUCUUGAUGAAGUGGCUGGAGAUAUGAAAGCAAGAUUUGGUCCCCAUCAGCAGAAGAUUGCGACGCUUACAAGAAUUCUGCCUUGUUUCGUCAAAGAAUCAACUUGGCAAGAUAUUUUGCCUGCAGCACUAAAAUACGGAGUCUUUUUAGACCCCUUGUCCAUUGUUGAAGGAGAGUAUGAAAUUUGGAAGCAGCAAUGGCUGUCACGUGGAACAAGUACAGUAGCAAAUACCGCUAUCGGCGCUUUAGGCGACUGCCAAGGUGAUGUAUUUCCUAAUUUGCAUACAUUACUCAACAUUCUCACUGUGCUACCGGUGACAACAGCAGAACCCGAACGACUAUUUUCUAAACUGAAUAGUACCCUUACAGCAAUUCGGUCAACAAUGUCUGAGGAGAGAUUAGAAUCCCUACUUCUUCUGCAAGUUCACCGUGACAGAACACCAACGAGCGAUAAACUCAUUGACUCAUUCGCAGCAUUAAAAUCAAGACGAAUCCCAUUAAAGCUGUAA
Rhopilema esculentum is the source of this 909-nucleotide messenger RNA. Its product is annotated as 52 kDa repressor of the inhibitor of the protein kinase-like. The record is from RefSeq and is a predicted model, not a curated record. Gene Ontology annotation, molecular function: protein dimerization activity. NCBI's taxonomy places the organism in Eukaryota, Metazoa, Cnidaria, Scyphozoa, Rhizostomeae, Rhizostomatidae.